GAGCUGCAAAACUAGCUGACAGAGUGAGUAAGUGAGUGAGUGAGUGACAUAAAGAGAAACAGAUAGAGAGAUAGGGAGAGAGACACUCGUGUCGUGGGUUAACGUUGCUGCAGCUUCUGCUCUCGGAAGGACAACAGCUCCACUCCACGGAGGCACAGAUUGAUCACUUGUGUGAAAUGGCUUCAUAAUAUAUGCCCGGGUCUCUCUUCUUAUUCGAUUUGAAGUGGCUCAUCAUCACAGCAAGAAGUCAAAUCGAGUCCUCGGGCCUCGGCUGCAGCGCUGUUUUUGGUACUCCUCUCCAGAGUUUCCUGCUGUUACAUGGUAACACACAGCUGAAAACAAGAGGGUGUUGAAGAUGGCAGUGUGGAUCCAGGCCCAGCAGUUGCAGGGAGAUGCUCUGCACCAGAUGCAGUCUCUGUACGGUCAGCACUUCCCCAUUGAGGUGCGACAUUAUCUGUCCCAGUGGAUAGAGGGCCAGCUCUGGGAUGUCAUAGACCUGGAGAACCCACAGGAGGAGUUCAAGGCCAAACGCCUGCUGGACAGCCUGAUACAGGAGCUGCAGAAUAAGGCUGAGCACCAGGUGGGAGAAGACGGCUUCCUCCUCAAAAUCAAACUGGGACACUACGCCAGCCAGCUCAAGAGCACGUAUGACCGCUGUCCUCUGGAGUUGGUCAGAUGCAUCAAACACAUCCUGUACACGGAGCAGAGGCUCGUCAGAGAGGCUACAAAUUCAAGCUCACCGGUGGGCGGGAUGAUGGACAGCAUGUCUCAGAAAUACCAGCAGAUCAAUCAGGCUUUUGAAGAGCUCCGCCUGAUGACCCAGGACACAGAGAAUGAUCUGCGCAAGCUCCAGCACAACCAGGAAUACUUCAUCAUCCAGUACCAGGAGAGUCUCCGCAUUCAGGCUCAGCUGACCAGCCUGACCACGCUGCCCCCUGCUGACCGACAGCUACGGGAGCCCGCCCUCCUCAGCAAGAGGGCAACUGUGGAGGCUUGGCUGACCAGAGAGGCAAACACACUACAGAAAUACAGACUGGACCUGGCAGAGAAGCACCAGAAAACGCUGCAGCUGUUGAGGAAGCAGCAGACCAUCAUUCUGGAUGACGAGCUAAUCCAGUGGAAGAGACGGCAACAGCUGGCGGGCAACGGGGGCCCGCCAGAGGGAGGCCUGGACAUCCUGCAGUCCUGGUGUGAGAAGCUGGCGGAAACCAUUUGGCAGAACAGGCAGCAGAUCCGGAGAGCAGAGCACCUUAGACAACAGCUGCCCAUCCCCGGCCCCAUCGAAGAGCUCCUCAACGAACUCAACAGUACUAUCACAGAUAUCAUUUCAGCAUUGGUCACCAGCACCUUCAUUAUCGAGAAACAGCCUCCACAGGUGUUAAAAACCCAGACCAAGUUUGCCGCCACAGUGCGCCUCUUAGUGGGCGGGAAGCUGAACGUGCACAUGAAUCCCCCGCAGGUCAAAGCCACCAUCAUUAGUGAACAGCAAGCCAAGGCACUGCUGAAGAAUGAGAACACGAGGAAUGAUAGCAGUGGAGAAAUUCUCAACAAUAACUGUGUGAUGGAGUACCACCAGACAACAGGCACACUCAGCGCCCACUUCAGGAACAUGUCGUUGAAGAGGAUCAAGCGGUCGGACAGACGAGGGGCAGAGUCUGUCACAGAAGAGAAGUUCACCAUUCUGUUCGAGUCCCAGUUCAGUGUCGGAGGCAACGAGCUUGUUUUCCAAGUGAAGACGUUGUCACUUCCUGUCGUGGUGAUAGUUCAUGGUAGUCAAGACAAUAACGCCACAGCAACGGUUUUGUGGGACAACGCUUUUGCUGAGCCAGGACGGGUGCCUUUCCUCGUGCCAGAUAAAGUGCUCUGGCCUCAGUUGUGCGAUGCCAUCAAUAUGAAGUACAAGGCCGAAGUGCAGAGUAACCGAGGCCUGUCUGACGAGAACCUGGUCUUCCUGGCUCAGAAGGCCUUCAGCAGCUCCAGCAACAACCCGGACGAUUACCGCAACAUGACAAUGACCUGGUCGCAGUUUAACAGGGAAAGCUUGCCGGGGAGGAACUUCACAUUUUGGCAAUGGUUUGAUGGUGUGAUGGAACUCACGAAAAAACAUCUCAAACCACACUGGAAUGAUGGAGCCAUAUUGGGCUUCGUGAACAAGCAGCAGGCUCAGGACAUGCUGAUGUCCAAACCCAACGGUACUUUUCUCCUGCGCUUUAGUGACUCUGAGAUUGGAGGGAUUACGAUAGCCUGGGUGGCAGAAAAUCCCAAUAAAGCAGGUGAGAGAAUGGUUUGGAACCUGAUGCCCUACACAACCAAAGACUUCUCCAUUCGCUCACUGGCCGACCGCAUCAGUGAUCUCAAUCACCUCCUCUUCCUCUACCCCGACAGACACAAGGACGAGGUGUUCUCCAAAUAUUACACCCCACCGCUCUCAAAAGCAGUGGACGGCUAUGUGAAGCCGCAGAUCAAACAAGUGGUGCCCGAGUUUGCUACAGCCAAUCCAGAUCCAACAAGCGGGAACCAAACCUACAUGGAUCACGGCGCGUCGCCGGCACCCGUCAGUCACGUCCACACCUAUGGCAUAUACCCGCCAAUGAGUGACUCCAUGCUGGACACGGACGGAGACUUCGACCUGGACGACACCAUGGAUGUGGCGCGGCACGUGGAGGAGCUGCUCCGGCGGCCGGUGGAGAGCCAGUGGGGGGGCCAACAGUCGUGACCUUCGACUGUCGAACCCUGCCUCCCAUCUUGCCCCACUCACAUUGACAUUUAUCAUGUUUUAAUUCCAUUCAAUUUCUGUUUUGUUUUCAGAUAGCUAUAAUGUGAAAUGUUAAUAAUGGUUGUGAUUCUUUUUUUUUGGAUUUUUUUUUCCUCCAGCAUGAGAGCAUGCAUGUCAGUGACUCUUUAGUUUCAUGUGUGUCUGUAAGUGUUCUGUAAAGACAGACCUAGGUCUAAACAAAAACCUACGUUGUUACAGUAUUUGUGAAAAAGAAAACAAGAAAUAAUUCUCAUUCACAUUGUGCAUGCAUUUCCAGCUGAUUUUCGAACAGAUUUAAAACAAUAUUGCUACUGUAUGAUGUCAUUUUAACGGUUGAAUGUUUUUACUUUGUGAUAUUUUCUUCUUUGUAAAUGGGUUAUCCGUGUU
Solea senegalensis (Senegalese sole) is the source of this 3142-nucleotide messenger RNA. RefSeq names its product signal transducer and activator of transcription 5a (gene stat5a). Gene Ontology annotation, molecular function: DNA-binding transcription factor activity, RNA polymerase II-specific; RNA polymerase II cis-regulatory region sequence-specific DNA binding. Gene Ontology annotation, biological process: cell surface receptor signaling pathway via JAK-STAT; response to peptide hormone; defense response. The record is from RefSeq and is a predicted model, not a curated record. The transcript has 21 exons. The coding region runs from base 356 to 2716 and encodes 786 amino acids. Lineage: Eukaryota; Metazoa; Chordata; Actinopteri; Pleuronectiformes; Soleidae.